ACUAGGCUUGUUCUUGUUAGCUUUUCUUGUUUAGCGAACUCGUUUUCUUAGAUAUUCGUUAUACAUUUUGUCAGACUGUGUAGAAAUGUUUUGCGUUUUGCCAACUCUGGGUCGAAGUAAGCCAAUAUUAGAGAGCUACUGAGCGAAGAAUGAGCGAAGUGGCAGGGAGUCCUCUUGUCUCCUAGCUUGGGAUCCUCCCAUCCCAGCUACCAACUCCUCUCCGCCUUGCGUUCCUCUUUUCACAUCUCUGUCAGCUCGCUCCGGUUAGUUCAGCAGGCUACUACGGAGAGACGAGGGCUGCUCCCCUUUCGCCUCUGCUCAGUCUGCUGCUCGGCACACCGACAACCGUACAUUCCCCCACCAUGGCUGCCACGGACGUUGACAUAUUUUCGAACGGACGGUAUAGAGCUGCCUCGAGGCAGGAGCAUCAGCCCCGGUUACAUGGAUAAUGAAGAGAAGCGGAGCCUCAGCUUGGGCGGCCAUGUUGGAUUCGACAGCCUCCCUGACCAACUGGUCAGUAAAUCGGUCACACAGGGUUUUUGUUUCAACAUUCUGUGUGUAGGGGAGACGGGCAUCGGAAAGUCCACGUUAAUGAACACGCUCUUUAACACCAUGUUUGAGAACGAAGAGGCGAGCCAUUACCAGAAUGGCGUGUACCUGCGGCCGAGGACAUACGAUCUGCAAGAGAGCAACGUCCACCUCAAGCUAACGAUCGUAGACACUGUUGGCUUUGGUGAUCAGAUCAACAAAGAGGACAGUUACAAGCCCAUCGUUGAUUACAUCGACACGCAGUUUGAAAACUAUCUCCAGGAAGAGCUGAAGAUCAAGCGCUCGCUGUUUAACUACCACGACACCAGGAUCCACAUCUGCCUUUAUUUCAUUGCCCCGACAGGACACUCCCUUAAGUCUCUGGACCUCGUCACUAUGAAAAAACUGGACAGCAAGGUCAACAUCAUUCCAAUAAUUGCCAAAGCAGACACCAUUUCCAAGAGUGAGCUCCAUAAAUUCAAAAUAAAGAUCAUGAGUGAGCUGGUGAGCAACGGCGUGCAGAUAUAUCAGUUCCCAACAGACGACGAAGCCGUCAGUGAGAUCAAUUCCUCCAUGAACGCCCAUCUGCCUUUCGCUGUGGUCGGAAGCGUUGAAGAGGUCAAAGUGGGGAACAAAACAGUGAGGGCCCGACAGUACCCCUGGGGUGUUGUGCAAGUUGAGAACGAGAGCCACUGCGACUUUGUCAAACUCCGAGAGAUGCUGAUCCGGGUCAACAUGGAGGACCUGAGGGAGCAGACGCACGCCCGCCACUACGAGCUGUACCGGCGCUGCAAGCUGGAGGAGAUGGGCUUCAAAGACACAGAUCCCGACAGCCAGCCGUUCAGUCUUCAAGAGACAUAUGAGGCCAAGAGAAAAGAGUUCUUGGGAGACCUGCAGCGCAAAGAGGAAGAAAUGCGACAAAUGUUUGUUAAUAAAGUCAAGGAAACUGAAGCAGAACUCAAAGAAAAGGAGAGAGAGCUGCACGACAAGUUUGAGCAGCUGAAGCGGAUGCACCAGGACGAGAAGAAGAAAGUGGAGGAGAAGAGGCGAGACCUGGAGGAGGAGAUGAACGCCUUCAACAGGAAGAAGGUGGCAGCCGAGACGCUGUCCUUAUCUCAGCCUCUCAAGAAAGACAAGGACAAGAAAAAUUAAUUUAUGGCCGCAGUACACCCAUCCACUCACGACCAUGGAUUUGUCCUCCAUCACCAUAGCAGCGGCAUCAUCUGGUUACUUAUGUUUUUUUUUGUUUGUUUCUUUUUGUCUGGCUUGUUUUUGAUUUUGUUUGUUUUUGACAUUCCAUCUUGACAUUGUGCACAUGGACCAAAGACACUGAGGAUGAUGAUGAUGGUGAAGCCUCGGCAGGGGAAAGAGUGAAAGAUGGUGAGAAAUAACAAAUGAAUGACGGAGAAACAUCCGCUCUCCACCAGUGGCCAUCUCAUUAAUUCAGGAUCUUUCUAUCUAUGUUGUUUGAAGACUUUUAUAUAUAGAUAUAUAAAUAUCUGCUUUUUGUUUUCUAAGUCGUGAUUUGAAUAUUUUCUGUUGGUUUUUGAAUGCGUGUGCGUGCGUGUGUGCGUGAGUGCGUGCGUGUUAGUGACACCAUCAACUGCCCACACAGACGAAACAUGAAGUCCCUUAAAACAUUUGCCCUUCUUGGUACUACAGCGUAACACAAAUGGGCUUAAAAAAAUAGAAUAAAAAGUGGAUCGAACAAAAGACUUGAAAUUCAAAUUCAGGAUUUCCCGAUAAUUAAAAUUCUCAAAUCCGUGGCUCAUUUUGAAACAUUGUGCAGGAAUGAUGUGUUUGCUAACGUUUUGUAGCCGAGUAGAAUAACCCCCUGUGUAGUUUCAGCCCAAGUAAAACAUUUAAGUAGCAGUAUUUAAAGCAAUAAUGGAGUACCCGUGCACAUAAGAACAUUUACAGAGGUACCGACCACCUAAACCUAGUCUUAAAAACCUAUGCAAUCUCCUGGUGCUGCAAGGCGGUAAUCGUAUGUGAAUAUUUUAGCUCUUACUAAACUCAAUAUGCAAAAUGUACAAGGUUUUAAGUAUAAUAUUAUACUAAGAAGCUCAAAUAAUGGAGACCAUUGUCUGUAAGUGAUUUAACGUUAUUGUAAACCAUGAGUGAAGCCAGUAAACAGGAUUCAGGAAGACAUUCAUGCCUCAGAGUCACACAGAGAAGAGAGAGCAGCUGUAUUUACUGUCUGUUUUUUUUUUUUUGUGAAAAAUAAAUGCAAACCCUCUCCUGUGAUGCUCCCUUUCUUGUGUGAUUUGUUUUGUCUGUUUUAAAAAAAAUAUUUUUA
Molecule: messenger RNA, 2827 nt
Organism: Menidia menidia (Atlantic silverside)
Lineage: Eukaryota; Metazoa; Chordata; Actinopteri; Atheriniformes; Atherinopsidae
Source: the annotation of a GenBank genome assembly